AUGACAUCUGUCAGUGUUUAACCAGUUGUUGAAUUUGUCGCAAGCCUUUCUUUGCAAAAUGUUAAAACAGUGAUAAAAUAACUAUACUACAUUGAAUUAAAAUGCCACAAGGACGUAAGAAGACGCCGUUUAGUGGAAAGGCGAAAAAAGAACAAUUGAAGGCGAAGAAACAAAAAUCACAAUUCCAAGCCUCCCAUUCAAGAAGUAAUGUAUUGCUGAAACACAACAGUGAUGAAGAAUCCUCAGACAGCAGUCAUGUACAGAAACUAAACCAUCAGCCUAAUAAAGGCGGCAAAAAUGCCAAUCGCUACGCCCUUCAGUUUUAUAAAGAAACUCCGGAAGAGUUGAAGAAGAGUAGGGAACUAGCAAGACAUGAGCUCAAAAGUGUUGAUUCCAGCCAAUUAGUUAUUAACAUUGAUGAUUACUUCAUUCCUGAAUUAGACUUCCCAAAGAGGCCCAAAUGGUCAUAUGACAUAAGCAAGGAUGUGUUGGAAUCACAAGAGCAAAGAUAUUUCACUGAGUACCUGAAGGACUUGGAAGAGAAGGUUAGCUGGAAGGACCAGAGUUUCUUUGAGAUUAACUUGGAAACAUGGAGACAACUCUGGAGAGUACUAGAAAUGUCCGACAUUGUCUUAAUUGUUGUUGAUAUCAGAUAUCCUGCAUUGUUAUUUCCUCCUUAUCUUUAUGAAUAUGUGACUAAAACACUGGGCAAGCAUAUGAUAUUAGUUCUAAACAAAAUUGACUUAUGCCCAACACCUUUAGUGGCAGCCUGGAAGAACUACUUCAAAAGCAAGUAUCCAGAGUUGAGUGUCUUAAUGUUUACAACAUUACCAAUCUACAACUUAAUGAAGUGCCAAGAGAAUAAAGCUGGUUUGGUAAUCAGGAAAAGAAAAGGUAAAAUAAGGAUGGCAGCUGAGGGAACACAACUUUUGCUGGAUGCUUGCAAAAGUAUUGUUAAUGAUAGAGUAGAUUUGUCCAGUUGGGAGCAGAAAAUCAAGGAAGAGUGUCAUGAAGAUUUUCAAGAUUCUGAUCGAGUUGAAGUUGGCGAAACAAUUGAAAUCAAAAAGACUGAUGCUAGCUACUUUGAACAUGAAUUGUAUAAAGGAGGAAUAUUAACAAUUGGAUGCAUUGGUCAACCAAAUGUAGGCAAAUCAUCUUUACUGAAUGCCAUUAUGGGUAAAAAAGUCGUAAGUGUGUCAAGAACUCCAGGGCACACAAAAUACUUCCAGACAAUCUUUCUUACUAAGAAUGUUCGCCUUUGCGAUUGUCCCGGUUUAGUAUUUCCGUCGAAGGUACCAAAAGAGUUGCAAGUCCUGAUGGGUAGUUUCCCCAUCGCCCAAUUACGCGAACCGUACUCAUCAAUCAGAUAUAUCGCCGAACGUUUAGAUAUGCCUAAAUUAUUAUCCGUCAAUCAUCCGGAUGAUGAAGAAAGUUGGUCGCCUAUGGAUGUAUGUGAUGCCUGGGCGAAGAAACGUGGCUAUUUGACAGCUAAAUCUGGCAGAUUGGACACGUAUCGCGCUGCAAACAGCUUAUUAAGAAUGGCGCUGGAUGGGAAGAUUUGUCUAAACAUGCAUCCGCCUGGAUAUAAACCAGACGAAUGGGAAAACCAUCCUGAGACCGAGUUGGUGAGAUGGGUGAAAGCCAUCACGAAAGAUGAUCAAGGCACUUAUGUUUCUCCGACGUCCGAAGAUGAGCUGAGUCCAUGCUAUGACGACUCCGAACAAGUCGAAAGCAAUAAGGAAAGCGAAGGCGAUGAUGAUGAUGACGAAGAGGACGUACCUGCAGAGAAACCGCGUCGCGCGAAUAAAUUUGCUGCGUUGGAAGAAACCGAAUAAUCAUUCAAUUUAUUGUCACAUUUGUUCGAACGUUUGCAAGGUGUAGUUCUUCAUGUUUCGAUUAUACAGUAACAAAACUUAAAACUUA
Messenger RNA from Dalotia coriaria, 1923 nucleotides. It is a transcript of the gene Ns4, whose product is annotated as Nucleostemin 4. NCBI's taxonomy places the organism in Eukaryota, Metazoa, Arthropoda, Insecta, Coleoptera, Staphylinidae. The record is from RefSeq and is a predicted model, not a curated record. Gene Ontology annotation, molecular function: GTPase activity; GTP binding. The transcript has a single exon. Bases 102 to 1835 code for a protein of 577 amino acids.